AUGAAACAGGAGUUGAAGGAGAUUGAGGACCGUAUUCUGGAGCGAUUGAGUGCAACUGAGGGAUCUCCCAUCGACGAUCUAGACUUGAUCGCAACACUUGAGGCCUCAAAAAUGAAGUCGACCGAAAUCCAGUCGAAGGUCGUCGUAGCUGAGCAAACCGAAAAGGAUAUUGAUGAGACCAGAAGCAUGUACAUUCCAGUCUCCGUGCGGGCACGCAUAUUGUUCUUCUGUGUUUCAGCCUUGGCAAACAUUGACCCCAUGUACCAGUAUUCAUUGGAGUGGUUUAUCAAUGGUUUUCUCCAUGGAAUCGCGAAUGCAGAAAAAGCUCGUGAGUUGCUUACUACCUGUUUUUUCGUUGAACCAAAUGUCAACGAUUUUUACGUUGUUAGUAGCCUAGGGUUGCCGAUGCUCUCAAGCAUUUUACUGUGACCUGGGAUUUUCCUGAUCUUGUAAUUAACAGGCAUAUUGUUACGACGUCAGGCAAUACUUUUAGUCGAUUUCCAAUGUGCUGUGGCGAAGCUGUAAGAAUUAUAUUACAAAAUGUUCUUUUUUUUUCUACUUUUAGCUACUGUAACCGAGAGAAUCGAGAAUAUCAAUAAUUAUUUUACCUUCUCCCUGUACACCAAUGUUUGUCGCAGUCUGUUUGAGCGACACAAGCUGCUCUUCGCCUUCCUCCUAGCAAUCAAGAUUUUGGAGAAUGAUGGAUUUAUCGACGCGGUACGCCUCAUUCCUUUGAUCCUCAAGCCUACUGUGCACUAAGUUUUCAUCUAAAAUGCACACCGAGGUCACUGUUUCUCUUUUAAAACCGGAUAUACAGAGAUGGCAAUUUAUCAACUCUACCGAAUUGACGCUUAAGGUUUCUGACCUCAAAAAGUCGUUAAAAAUAGCUACAUGCCAGUGGAUUCGGUGUCUAAUCCCUAUAAAGCUGGGAAGCCGACCUCUCAAGAGUACACAAUGAAAUCAACUUAGCAAGUGAACUGCUACCGCAUUCUUGAUCAAUAUUUAUGACUAGGAUGGUGUUUUAAGUGCUUUGGCCGUACUCGGUACUACGUUGGCAGUGAAGAUCACCUUAGAAAAAGCUAAGAAGAUUCGAUCUUUGGCGUUGUGACUACCAGCCACGAGCCCAUGCCAGAUGCGCUCACAAUCAAGGCAUGUCAGUUAAAUGGUCCGAAAGGAAACGACAGCGAUAGACAGUUUUAAUCGGAGCUCCAUACCGUGCAGUCUAAUGUCAAAGUAUGGUGUGGAAACCGCGCGUCCGUGGAAUCGUGAGCCAGGCGUGUGUGUCCGGUUUCACUUUCAAGAGCUGUUGUGUUUCUUUGGUGCAUAUAUUGGAUUUUGUUUACCGAUUUCCGAUUUUCCUGCCUGCUUGGAUUAUCUCCAAUUCAUACGUGUCAGGUAAAUACGAAUUGGUAUCGACCAGUGUGACCAUUGGCCGUGGGGGUGUGGCCUACAGAGCCGACCAUUUAUGAAUAGUAUUACUGCAGACAGUGAAAACAACCCGUAAUCCUUGCGAAUGGCACGGGGUAUGUCCUGGCUUGACCUCAUUUCCUUGCCCUAAAAAAGUCAAACAGCGACAGAUGUAACCAAAGUCUGCCGAGACCGCUGAAAUAAUAUAUACUGUUUAUUUUGAGACCGUAGGAUACCAAGAGACUCGCACAUCCAAAGGACGCUUGCUUUGAGACAAGACCAGACGGCUGAGAUCCCAGUUUCGCAUUUGCUCUAACUCUAAGCCAUUGCGGUCACAUCCUUAAGUUUUUAGAUGUUUUGAUGGUAACUUUAUCCGAAUCUCAGCAUGAGCCGAGUUAUCGUCUAGAUUAUGAUCCUAACAGAAGUGUCUAACAAAAUCUUGUUACCCAACACUUAAAAUCUCCAACUGACUGUAUACUUAUUUCACAGCUACGGACUAUCGAGACUGCCAUCUGGAAAUUGCGUGAAUUUGUAUGAAAAAAACAGUAGGAAAUGUAGAGAGACCAUGAAGCAUCAACGCAAAGUUCAAUCGUAUACUAACCCCUCUACAACGCAUGAUCUUGCUUACAAAGGCGCAAUGCUAGAUUGGAACCUGCAAGUGUUCUACGUGUUUUUCUGCAGAGUUUUUAUUCGGACCUUCGUCGGCAGGAUGGCAUACCGCCCCUAGGAGUCAGUACUGCUGAAAUGUCUACAUUAAUUCAUUGUUCUGCAAGCCCCACACGUAGUUCUUUAGUAAGAGGCAAGCUCAAUUUUAGAAAAAAGUCCGACGCGGAGAGCAGUCAGGUAGUAAAAAAUACUCGAAAAAGUUGUAGAUGGAAUGCAUACGUCUGCCAGUAAAGCAGGAGUGUUAAAACGCUGGGGAAUUUGUUAACUAACUGUUGGCAUUUUCUUGUCCCGCACAUAUAUUUAAGACUUGCCGUGUUCUAUAACCGUGGCACAUCAGAUCCUCACACAGCUAGCCAAUUAAGUGACUUUACCCACUUGUUGCCAUUCACCAUACAGGUUUCUUUUCAGGACGUGGACAUAACUAAUAGUCAUAAUUGCUGGCUUAUCAGAGGAAAAAAGCAGUUUGCUGGCAAUAUGAUUUUGCUACCAUUCCAGCUAGAGUUUUACAGUCUUUUUGAUGGGUUAACAGACUGAAUGGCGCUACUUGCUUGCGGGCGGCACAACACGGAAGAAGGAAUUGCCGAACCCCGCUCCAGAGUGGAUUUCCGACCGAAUAUGGAGCGAACUCCUGACGCUUGAUGCGCUCCCCCGAUUUGACGGCAUUCCGGAAUUCAUCGCUAGUAAUCUGGAUGACUUCAAGGCUAUCUUUGAUUCCAAUGAGCCCCAUAGGAUCCCACUUAAAGAACCCUGGGGUGAGAAGUUGGAUAGUUUCCAGCGCCUUCUGCUGCUGAGAUGUUUGAGAUCGGACAAGGUGACCAAUGCAAUGCAAGACUUUGUUGCUCAUCAUCUUGGCCAAAGAUUCAUAGAACCCCAAACUACUAACCUUGCAGAUGUCUUCAAGGACAGCUCUCCGACAACCCCACUGAUCUUUGUUUUAUCUCAGGUAAUCUUUCCAUCAUGCCUGUCCGCAAAUGGUGCUUGCCCAGAUGACGCCAUCCCUUUGGGAUGCGCAGAUAAAAUUUUUUUAAAACUGAGAAGAGUCACACGGCCAUAUACACGAGCAAAUAAAUGCUAAUUUUCCCGUCACCAUCACCGGUGUUGCACACCUCGGGAUUGGGUAUGAUUGGUUGACUACAACCAAUAAACCACAAAUGGUCAUUCCAGUCUCCCUUGUUUUUGUUAGUAAUGCUAUUCUGCAUACAUAGGAAUUUGUCCAUCAUCAUCAUCAUCAUCAUCAUCAUCAUCAUCAUCAUCAUCAUCAUCAUCAUCAUCAUCAUCAUCAUCAUCAUCAUCAUCAUCAUCAUCAUCAUCACCACCACCACCACCACCACCACCACCACCAUCAUCAUCAUCAUAAACGGCGAUUGCCUUCAUCAGAAUUUGAAUAUUGUAUGGGCACUUAGUUGAAGACCAAUGUAGUGUGCGCGCAUGAGGCCGAAGAAGCCAAUAAGGUAGCUAGGUAGCGUCGAAGUCUAGAGGAACUUGAGGUUGACAGUGAACCGCAUACAAGAUAUCCUCGCCCCCAAGAUGGAGGCAAAGACCAAUCCGGACCUCGGUAACCUGUUUACCGUGACCGAUAUGGAGCACCAUUCCCUCAAAGGCAUCAUCAGCGAGUACCUCGCUCUAUUUUCCAACAUUUACUGUGGUGCAACAGCAAGGUAUGACCAAGAAACUAAGGAUGAUCACGGUAGGCGGCGUGGACAAAUCCACGUUCACGGGUGCAAUAUACGUUCUGCUGCCUCACUCCACACGAGAAAAACUACUAAUUCAAUCCAAAGGACAGGUAUUUAAACCACAAUGAUGUCUUAUAAGUUUGGAAUUGAAUGGUUUUUAGCUAACGAAUCACUUUAUUCAUGAGGCAGUGCUGUUCAGGCUGCGAUGCCUCUGUCUUCCUGGGUUGUCCGUGUAUUCUGGUAGAGUGAUAAACACAUAUGUGGACGACGUAAAUGCCUUGUAGCUCACUACACCUCAUCAUUCGGACACAGUCUGAGCAUAGGAAUAUGUCGUUAACCGGUGGAAAAGAUGACAGUCACGUUGGGAUAUUUCAAUUCAUGCGCAACCAUUUCUGCUCGCCAUUGAUUAGUAGUUCUCAGUACAACUGGCAGACAAACUUCAACGUGUAACUUCUUCCUAGACAGUCUUUAAAUCUGAAUAAAAAGGUGCUAUGCGGUUAACACAUUUCCAUACCCCCGAGUUCAGGGCACGGAUCCAGCUUCCGACCUCUACAAGUUCGCUGAUGUGAUGAAAUUUGGCGGCAAGAAGCUAUCAGCCAUCUC
Messenger RNA from Spirometra erinaceieuropaei, 4349 nucleotides. The record is from the annotation of a GenBank genome assembly. Lineage: Eukaryota; Metazoa; Platyhelminthes; Cestoda; Diphyllobothriidea; Diphyllobothriidae.